This is a messenger RNA of Paramecium octaurelia, 1910 nucleotides long. Lineage: Eukaryota; Ciliophora; Oligohymenophorea; Peniculida; Parameciidae. The record is from the annotation of a GenBank genome assembly.
AUGUAAGAGGAAUGGUUAACAAAAUAAAUUGAUAAAUACAUUAUUGUGAAUAAGAAGUUGGGGAGCGGCACUUUUUGCACUGUGUUUAGAGGAUUUUAAAAAGAUGAUGAAACAAAGCAAGUUGCUGCUAAGAUGAUACCAAUUGAUGUAUGAAAAUAAGAAUAUGGAUUGUAGACUAUCAAAGACUCAGCGAAGACGGUGGAAUACAUAAAAAGAGAGAUCUCCAUUUUGUAAUCCGCAAAUAAUCCUCAUAUUGUUAAAUUGUAUGAUGUUACCAGAACACCUCAUAAUUUGUAUCUAUUUUUGGAAUAUUGUUAUGAUGGCGAUUUGAAGAAAUACUUAUCAACAAAAUACUGCAGGAGAUUAAGUGAAGUACAACAAUUUUAUAUAUAUAUUUUAAUUUCAUAGUUUGAGGCAGCCAUCUUUUUGAAACACCUGGUAGAAGGAUUCCGAACCCUGCAUUAACUCAAAAUAAUUCACCGAAACAUCAAACCAGCUAAUAUCUUGUUGCAUUAAGGAGUAGCUAAAAUUACUGAUUUUGGUUUUGCUAGAGUCAUUGACACUGAAAUGAAUGGUACAAUCAAUAGUUAAAUCAAAUAGACCCUGCCUAUUAUUCGAGAGUAGGAUCUCCCUUUUACAUGGCCCCUUAGUUAUUGGAGGGACAACCGUUUUCCUCUAAAUGCGAUGUAUGGUCAAUGGGAGUGUUGCUAUUUGAAAUGCUCUACGGAAAGCUCCCUUGGGAGGGAGACGAUCAAUACAAAAUGCUUUAGAAUAUCAAGAAAAAUACAUUAGUUUUCCCUGAUGCUCCUGUGCGAAGUGAUAAAAUCAAGCAACUAUUAAAGCAUAUGUUAGUAGUUUAAGAGAAUGUAAGGAUAUAGGAAGUUACAAUUUUUAGGAGAGAUAUUCAUGGGAAUAAAUUUUCAAUCAUGAAAUCAUACAGAUCUAGGAGGUUCAAAUAAGAAAGAAUCUGAAUUAAUUGAUGAAGGAGAAGGAUGAAUUGGCAAGUUCAGAGAGUCUCAAUAAAUUAUACUUAGAAACGAAUCUAGUUGUCGGUUAUUUAGACUAGCCUGAAUAGAUUCCUUAAGAAGCACAAACUCCUCAAUUAACUCUAAGUAAUGACAAGAAAUAAUCCAUUGAUGAUAUCAACGAUGAAAAAGUAUCUCAUUUAUUUAUUCCUUUUAAAGCUAUUGAAAAUUAUUAAUUAAUAUGAGACUGAAUAAAAACUUAGAAAGGCCAUGUUGAAAUACAACACAUUCUUUUUGUUUGAAAGAAACAUUGCUUUCUUCUUCAAUUAUGUGAUCCAAAAAAUAAUCAAAAUGUAACAUUAAGGAAUGCUUAAGUUAACUCAAGAAUUAUAUUAUUCUACCAUCUUCUGUCUUUCAAAAAAUCAAAAUGUACACCUAAAAAGAAUGCUUGACCAAUUAAUGUCCACCAAUCCUGAUAAAUUUGACAGAGAAACUUGGGGUAGGUACUUGAUAAGUUAGGAAUAUCAGACAAUAUUAACUGUUAUCAAGAAUGACAUCUAACAUACUGAAGAUUUCUAUUUGGAAAUUUAUAAGAAGGAAUAACAAAUCAUUGACAAAGAAAUUUCUCAACCUGAUAACAAAAGGGCUUCAGAAGUAAAAUAAGUCUUAGAUGUAAACUUCGAUUAUAACACUUUCUUCUAAUAACUGUAUCAACAAGUUAUACAAGAAUGCUUAGAAAUUAUUAAAACCUCUAUUAAAUAAACCAAGGAUUCGGAUCCUAUAUAUAAAGAUUUACUUUUGUUAGGAUGGUUUUUUGUAAUUUGCUUGGAUCCAUAUUUAGAAUUUAAAGAUAUAAAUAUGGAUUUUAAUUAAUUUUAUGAAGAAAUGCAAAUGUUAACAGAAGCAUAAUUAUUGGAAAAGAUUAGUAAGCGCUUAGAUUUAUGA